Messenger RNA from Orycteropus afer afer, 696 nucleotides. Its product is annotated as glycosyl-phosphatidylinositol-anchored molecule-like protein. Lineage: Eukaryota; Metazoa; Chordata; Mammalia; Tubulidentata; Orycteropodidae. The record is from RefSeq and is a predicted model, not a curated record. The transcript has 3 exons. Bases 1 to 696 code for a protein of 231 amino acids.
AUGAUGCUCUCCUUGAUCUUGCUUCUGGCCGUGGGGCUGCCCCUGGAGGCCACCAACCUCACCCAGCCCCUCUCAGAGACCGACCCGACCCGGCCCCUCGCAGAGACCAACCCGACCCGGCCACUGGCAGAGACCGACCUGACCCGGCCCCUCGCAGAGACCGAGCCAACCCAGCCCCUCACAGAGACUGGCCUAACCCGGCCCCUCACAGAGACCAGCCCAACCCGGCCCCUCGUAGAGACUGACCCCAUCCAGCCUCUGGCAGAGACCAACCUCACUGACUCUCCAAGGUGGACGUUCAACUUGAUCUGCUAUAACUGUGCAAUGCUAAACACCUUCUCUUGCACCAACAUGCUCACCUGUGAGUAUGACAUCAGGCGCUGCAUGACCAUCUCCAUUCGGUUGAACGCUCGUGAGCUCCUUGUUUACAAGAACUGCACGUUUAACUGCACCUUUGUGUACCCCGCCGAAGUGCCCCCUGAGACACCGCGAAGAAUCACCAGAAGUACAAACUUCUAUUAUGUCCGUUGCUGUAGUGGUAUGCGCUGCAAUGAAGGAGGCCCGACCAACACUGAGCGGGACAUGCUGCCCAUCCAGCCUGUUGAGGAGGAGCUGCCGGAGGGGGCUGCGCGCCUGGGAGAACCAGCCCUGCCCCUCAGCCUCGCUUCUCUCCUCCUGAGCUCCACGCUGACUUGA